Molecule: messenger RNA, 5600 nt
Organism: Formica exsecta
Lineage: Eukaryota; Metazoa; Arthropoda; Insecta; Hymenoptera; Formicidae
Cellular component (GO): mRNA cleavage and polyadenylation specificity factor complex
Molecular function (GO): RNA binding
Source: RefSeq, a predicted model, not a curated record
AUUUCUAUGGACAUCAAGAAUUUCUCCGCGACACUGAGGAAUAUCUUGCAUGUGAUUAUUUUUCGUCUACGAAUUUAUUCAUGUGAUCAAGAAUAUCAACAAUAUCAAGACUGCAGAGAAGGAUCUUAACUGAAAACGUGUUGACAAUCGAUGAGUGUACAGACAUAAAAUAAUGAAAAUGCGAACGAUACUUUGAUUCAGCCUCCGCGGAAUAUCAUUACGAUGCAACAUUAUCUCAAGAAAUAUUGUAAAAAUUAAUCAAAAUCUGAUAAAGGACAACGAAUGUGUGGGAAUAACUCGAUAAGCGUUCAAGAAUUCAGAAAAUGACUUCUAUGUGUAGCAGUAGAAAAAGCCAUGCCGUGAUGAAUACCGACGGUUAUUUUCAUAGACCUAGCCCUUACGCUUAUCAAAACGACUAUUAUUUGAGACCAAGAUCUGCCUGGUCCAAGGUAUCGAUAGCACGGGCGAAUAGUAACGCUACAUGGAGAUUCAGUAGUGCCAUGUUAAUCAUAUCCUCUAUAUUAGUGUUGAUCGCUGUACUAGCAAUUGCUGGAUUAGCUUUAUGGAUGGGUGCUUUUCGAACAGAUUCUAAAAAUGGUGAGUUUUUAUAUUUGAGUUUUUAUAACGAUAUAAUAAGUCACUUAAUAUUUCAUAUCUCACGUUAUUUGAUUACAGCUAUUGCCGAAUUUUCGUGUAGCUUCAGAAUAAUUAGAGGCGAAAAGUACAAUCCCAUGUUAAAGCUGAGCACAAGCAUGGUUUUCCGAGAAAAAGAGCGCAAAUUUAAAAACAUUUUUGAGCUUCUAUUUAGAAGAAGCGUAUUGGGUUCAGCCUACAAGCGAACAACGAUAGAGAAAUUUGAGAAUGGAGGCUUGAAACUUUUCUUCAGAUUGUAUCUUGAUCGAAAAAAGAUACCACGUUCAAUCAUAAACAUUGAACACACUAUUGAGGAUAUUAUCGUCAAAGAAACAUAUUCAGUGUCAUCUUUGUUCAAAGAUAUGGAGUUAGAUCUCACGACCGUGUCGGUGAAAAGAAUAAAUAAGGAAGAAAGUGAGAAGAUAGGUAUCAUAAAUCAGAAACAGGAACAGCAAAAACACGCUAUGAUUACUAAAAACAAUCUACUACGACCAAACAGAAACAGCAGUUUAAUUACAAGUUCAAAGCCGAAAACACAUACUGUAAGACCAACUACGGUCGAUUCUAAUGAACCCGAUAUAGAUUUUAACAAUAUCCCAACUAUUAAAGGUACUUAUAGAGCAACGAAAGUUAAUAUUACUGCUUAUAAUUCAACUAAAAGAACAUCUGAGUCAAUACUAGAUAUCAAAGAUACUACUAGGAAAAUGCUUUCCCAUGAACAAAUCACAAGGUCGAACAAAACAUCCAAUUUUGUAAAAUAUUCGUCGACGGACAAACCUUCUACAGCUUUUACAAAAUCCAUGACAGUCAUGCUCAAUGAGGAGAAAUUAAACGAAAAACGGGAAGAUGAAAUAAAAACGUCGUUAAGGAUCACAACUACUCAAAGCAAUUUGGACAUUUUCAAAGAUUUUCAUAAUCCUGAUUUGGAAACUUCACCAUGGAAACCAAUCGUACCAUAUAUCAAUACAGAAGUUAAGUUGCUAUCUGACGUUGAUAUCAAAGAAACUAAUCGUACUGAAUUGAGCACACAGAAAAUUGUUUUAUUAGCAAGCGAUCCUCGCAAUAAUAUAAAACAGCUCGACAAUAAGACCAGUACGACACCUUCGGCAAUAUUAGGAUUACCGGAAUCUAUUAAUUUUCAUGACAUUAGUACCAUCGGCACAGACAUCACCGGCUUUCCACGAGACAGAAUUGUUCCAGAUUUGACAAUGUCUAAACCAGACGAUAAUGAAAAACCGGACAUCGAAGUAGCCGGACAGCUGCCUUCGGAAACAUAUAAUAUCAGGUUAAAAGUCUCAUCAGAAUACAAUGGCAACGACAAAAAAGCUUCCAGUACAAAGAUAUCGGAAAGUCUGAUAACUCGCAAUGUCUCCGAAAACAUUUCAAUAAAAGACGAUGCUUUAUUUCAAAAAAAGCAUAUAGAUUCAAACUUUACUGCAAAUAUGGAAGAGAAAUUUGAUAAUUUAUCGACGAUAGAACCUGACAAUAAUGAAUCACACCAUAGCGAAAAAAAUUCGAGUGAAUCACCUACACGCGGUAUUGGCGUAGCGGAGCCUUUAUCGGACACAGAAGUUGAACUAGAAAUAAAAAAUCGAGACAGUAGUAUCUUGACAUUAAGCGAAAAUGGAAAAUAUACAUUGCGGGACAGAAACGUCGAUGUUAAUUCGCAUCAACCAGUUUAUACUAGUUAUAAUACUCCUAAUCUGAAUGGAGGUGGUUUUAGGUCAAGCUUAAUCGAGAAUUUGGCAACUACAAAACCUUUCAGACACACAAUACCCGUUGAUAAAAUCACGCCCGCUGUAAAUUAUAAUGAUAACAUUUCUCUUCAUUACUCGGACGAUUUAUUAAUUUCAAAUGACGAGAUCGUUGCGGAAUCAAAUGUGUCCCAAGAUAAAAUUGUGACACCAUUGCUACCGGAUUCAGAAGAAAUUAUAAAAGUAGGAACAUUUGUUACAGAGCACGACGAUACUAUAGACCAGCUAUCAAAUUACGAACAAAUUAUGUCGACGGAGGCAAAUAUCGUACAAAACAAUGAACGCGAUGAUGAGUUGUCGCAUUUUAACACUACAGAGAGCUAUUCAGAUCCUAUCAGAAAAUUUGUCGCUGAAAAUUCAGGCGAUAAAAAAACCGUAUCGAGGAAUUCAACGUUUAUUGAAAUUGACAUUGUUGAGCCCGAUCAAUCAAAAGAAAAUACGGAGUCGUACGCGAAUGGUGCCACGACCAAUAAUGAUGAACUAAAGAAAGUUUAUAACGAUACUUUAAAAGCUUACGUCGUAAAAAGUUUCGUCACCCUGGCACCUGCCAAUAAAAACACAGAAAUUGAUAAAUCAAUGCAAUCGAGAUUAAAGAUCGACUCUACCGCUGAGGAAACGACUCCUUUGGAGCUAUUCGGAAUACGCAAUUAUACGCAUGAGAGAGAUAUAAUGAAUACCAAAUCCGCUGUUUCCGAACAUUUUUCUUCGCAGGAGAACCAGCCGGAUUCUAUGAGAUCUAACGAGAAGGAAUCUUCAAGGCAAAAGAACACUAUAAUCGAACAAAUAGUCGAAAUUGUGACUUCUAUCAGUACCAGAGUUUCGACAAAUAUCAAAAGUAAUCCAAUGGUCUCGAAAUUCAUUGCCACAAAUUCUACUAAUCCAAUUAUCCGUUCGGAGAAAAUUUCAGCAUCAAAUAAUGAAGCAGAUAAAUUAUUUGGACUCACUACCAAUACAACAGAAAAAGUACUCUCGUUAAUUCAAGAACGACCAUCUUUAUCUUCGAAGAACUUGAGGACAAUGCAAAUAUCAGAUAAAAAAACAUCUUCUGAAGAAAAUCAAAUUUUAUUAGAGAAGCUUAAGCAACUCGCCGAAAUUAGGACGGACGAUGAUUUUAUGCAAAUUAUGAGGAACAACUCAAAUUCUAACGUAAUGUUAAAACUUCAAGAUUUUAAUGCAUCGUCAGUGAAUAUUGAUGAGUUAAAAAAGAUCGCCAACGUUAUGACUGGAAACAAAACUUUAAAAAAUGUAAAUUUAGAAUUCACAUUGAGUCGCGAUGGUGUAGAAAUAUUUACAAAAGUACUAAAUAAGGUGGAAGACCAAACAGACGAGACGCUUACAACGAUCCAACCAAAUUUCAGCAAGACUUCUCCAAAUAAUAAUUAUGUAAGAACGCAAAUGGCGGACGAGAACGAGGAUCAGUGGUUGUAUGGGGAUUCCACCGACGGAAAGGAAUAUUCCAAUAUACAAUCGGAGAUUGAACAAAAUGAUUCGACAAAAACUCAAGAGAAAUCUCAAAUUCAAGAAGAUUGUAAAGUGGAGGGAAUUAAUGAAAUGUCAUCCGACAUACAGGAGGGUAUUGGUUCCCCUGUUGAUGGCGGUGAAGAAUCUUCUUCAUUGAAUAAUGUACAGGAAGAGAAUAAUAUGGAUACAAAUAAGAAUGGGACUAGAGAAGCUUCUAGCCAAGAGGACGGCGAAGCGGCCACCGACUCCGACUCUGAUGAUGAUGUACAUGUCGUAAUUGGCGAUAUCAAAUCGACACCGGCAUAUGGUAGCUUAAAUAUCAAAAGAGGAGGAUUACUUACCAAUGCAUCUGGUGUACCAGAUAAAUUGAGCAAACAGCCGGGAAAGUUCAGUAUAGAUGAGUUUGAGACUAUUGGAGUUAUUAAUGGGAUACCAGCUCAUGAAUAUAAUUUAGAUCAAUUAGAAGAUAAACCAUGGAGACAACCUGGUGCAGAUAUCACAGAUUACUUCAACUAUGGCUUUAAUGAGGAGACUUGGAGGGCGUAUUGCGAACGUCAAAAACGGAUGCGAAGCGAGUCAGGAGUGGGAUUGAUCUUGAAUGCGGGAGGUGGCGGUGGUAAUCCUGGCAGUAUGAGAAUACCUCAAGUGGCGAUAACCAAUGAUAAUAGUAAAUAUUCUGGUAUUAUGGGUCCUAAGAGGGCAGGCCCACCGCCAGGGCGAAAGAUGGCAGGGACUAUAGACGUUAUUGGAAGUUCUGGUUUAGCUUCCCGAAGGAAUCUGGAUAAAUCCCCGCCGAAAGGAAAUGUUAUACAAGUCAUGACCGCCGAUAGGAGAGAAUAUUCUAGAAAACCAGGUUUUCCCGACAUGAGCGUACCACCUCCUGGAGCAGGAAUCCCGCCGCCAUUCGAUAUGCCUCCGCCGGGAUACGCCGGAGAACCGACGCCGUUCUAUAUGCCAGAAGCUGAUCCAUAUUAUCAAAGUUAUGAACCCACGCAGGACAACCAGUGGGGUAAUGAUCCGACAUGGCAGCCGACAAAUCUGGCAAUCCCAAUGACCGAAGGUGAAGAUGAUAAAGAUAUGGGACCUAAGACCAUACCUACUAUGGUUCCACCAACAUCCAUUCCCCCUUUGAUGCAGCCGCGCGAUCAGCGAGAUCGGGAACGAGACAGGGACAGGGAUAGAGAUCGAGAAUUGGAUUCUAUGGGCAGAGACAGAGAGAGGGACAAGGAUAGAGAUCGUGAUCGCGAUAGAGAGAAAGAUUCAAUGAUGAGGGACCGUGAUAGAGACAGAGACUCAAUGACGCGAGAUGAGGAUCGAGAACGUGAUAGGUCCAGAUCCCAGUAUCGUCAUAAAGAUCGGCAUCGGCAUCGAUCGAGGUCGCGGUCUCGUAGACACAAAUCUAGAUCACGAAGUCCGAGCCGACGUAAGAAGAAAUCCAGACGCUCGGAUAGGGAACGUUCUAAGGAAGAAAGCGAAUAAAUAUGUGUAUACAUGUAAUCUUGUGUUAAUUUACAAUGUCACUUACAGAAUGCAUUACAUUAGAAUUAAGUAAUCAUUUAUCAUAAAAUGAAAUAAUAUUUCAACUAUUGUCACAGAAAAUACAAGCAUCAGUACAAUCGUGCGAAGCUAAUUAUAAGAUAAGCAGAAAAAUAUGUACAACCGCUCGCAAAAGUGUUACAAAUGAUAAUUUUUGACACAGAUAAGUUAUUAAUGGAAACAAUAAAAUUAACUGUUGAACUUGUAGAUUGAAGA